Molecule: messenger RNA, 1991 nt
Organism: Alligator sinensis (Chinese alligator)
Lineage: Eukaryota; Metazoa; Chordata; Crocodylia; Alligatoridae
Product: cytochrome P450 2F5-like
Exons: 9
Coding region: 338-1828 (496 amino acids)
Biological process (GO): xenobiotic metabolic process
Cellular component (GO): cytoplasm; intracellular membrane-bounded organelle
Molecular function (GO): heme binding; iron ion binding; oxidoreductase activity, acting on paired donors, with incorporation or reduction of molecular oxygen, reduced flavin or flavoprotein as one donor, and incorporation of one atom of oxygen
Source: RefSeq, a predicted model, not a curated record
CCCAACACUGGCAGUUGGGAUUAGUCGAGCCUCCCCUGCCCCUGGGAACAACGUGUUGCGCCAAGCUGGACUGGCCCGAAAACCCAGGGCGGGGCCUGGACCGCCCUCCAGAGCCCACGUCCUGGCACAGGGGCUCAGCUUCCCUGUCUCUGGGCCUCCACCAGGCCUGGGAAAAGCACACGGAUUAAGGACCCAGGCGAGUGGGAGGCGUGGCCCUUGGCAUCCUCUUCCACCAGGUGUGUGGGUCCCGUACCAUCCCGCUCUUCACCUGCAGCCUCCUAAAAGCAGGUGGCACCAAGCCGUGGCAGCCGUGCCAGGCACCUACCACGGAGCUGUCAUGGCGCUGAGCACGGCCACGCUCCUCUUGCUCGCCCUUGCCCUCACCGGCCUGGCCUGGCUGCUGGCAGGGGCGCAGCGGGGGCGCAGGAGGGGUAGGCGCCUGCCCCCCGGGCCCCGGCCAUUGCCCCUACUGGGAAACCUGCUGCAGCUGGACACCAAGGACAUGAUCCGGUCGCUGACGGCGCUGGCAGUGCGCUACGGCCCUGUGUUCAUGGUGCACCUGGGCUCACAGCCCAUGGUGGUGCUGUGCGGCUACCGCACCGUGAAGGAGGCGCUGGUGGACCAAGCCGAGGUCUUUGCCAGCCGCGGGGACCUCCCCGUCGUGUACCGCUUCACCCAGGGCAACGGCAUCGCCUUCUCGAAUGGGGACAAGUGGCGGGUGCUGCGGCGCUUCGCCAUGCAGACGCUGCGCGGCUUCGGCAUGGGCAAGCGCAGCCUGGAGGCGCCGAUCCAGGAGGAGGCCCGGUGCCUCGUGGGGGAGCUCGACGGCACCCAAGCGGCACCCUUUGACCCCACCUUCCUCCUGGGCUGCGCUGUGUCCAACGUCAUCUGCUCCGUGGUGUUCGGGGAGCGCUUCGAGUACACGGACCGCGGCUUCCUCGCCUUCCUCGGCGUCAUGAACCAGAACUUCCUCCUGCUCAGCUCCGUCUGGGGCCAGCUGUACAACCUCUUCCCCGGGCUCCUGCGCUGGCUCCCGGGGCCACACAACCGCAUUUUUGCCAACUUCGAGCGGCUGCGGCGCUUCGUGGCCGAGCAGGUGGAGCGGCACCGCCUGGCCCUCGACCCCAACUGCCCCCAGGACUUCAUCGACUGCUUCCUCCUGCGCAUGGAGCAGGAGAAGCAGGACCCCCAGAGCCACUUCCACAUGGAGACACUGGUGAUGACAACCCACAACCUGUUCUUCGCGGGCACCGAGACCACCAGCACCACGCUGCGCUACGGCCUCCUCAUCCUCAUGAAGUACCCGGAGAUCCAGGCCAAAGUCCACGAGGAGAUCGAUCGGGUGAUCGGGCAAGACCGCAAGCCGAGCGUCGAGGACCGGAGCUGCAUGCCCUACACUGACGCCGUCAUCCACGAGAUCCAGCGCUUCUCUGACAUCAUCCCCUUGGGGAUCCCCCACGCGGUGACAUGUGACACCGUCUUCCAGGGAUACCUGCUUCCAAAGGGCACCAAUGUGAUGCCGGUGCUGGGCACCGUGCUCAAGGACCCCACCCAGUUCAGCAACCCGGGCGCCUUCGACCCCAGCCACUUCCUGGAUGAGCGCGGGGGCUUCCAGAAGCACGACGCCUUCAUGGCCUUCUCCGCAGGGAAGCGCAUCUGCCUGGGGGAAGCUCUGGCGCGCAUGGAGCUCUUCCUCUUCUUCACCACCCUCCUGCAGCGCUUCGUCUUCAAGCCCCUCUGCUGCCCGGAGCAGAUCGACCUCACGCCCCAGGUGAGCGGCCUGGGAAACCUGCCGUCACCUUACAAGUGCCGUGCCGUGCCCCGCUAGCCGGCCGCAGCGCCUUGCACCCCCACCCCCCGGACACAGCACCCCCGGUUCACCAGACUCCUUGGUGGCAUCUUGCCUUUCUCCCCUGCUAAAGCCCUGGGCUCCCGGAGUCCCGGGAUUGCCUUGGCAGCCCAGUGGGCUGGAGAGCAAAUAAAACACAAAG